AUGCCUUCCAGCUCUAGCUCGAAUUCUGAGUCGCGAUCUGGCUCUAAGCCACGAUCUAGUUCGGGGUCAUCUUCGUCUCGUUCUGAAUCUGCUUCUGGGUCCUCUCCCGAGUCUGGUUCUGGUUCGUCCUUAGGGUCCGGGUCUAGGUCUGUCUCUAGAUCUUCGCAUGGGUCGUAUUCUACCUCUCCCAAGAGGAAUAAGAAGUUUCCGGUCACCAAACUUAAGGAUGAACAGGCUGGGCCUUCGGUCCUUGCCAAGUUAACAGACUGGGCCUUCGGUCCUUACCAAGUUCCAGGAUCGGCUCGCCAAAAACCCUUGGGAGGCUGUGGUUUAGACCCCAGUUUUGAUAAUUUUUGGAGUUUAUAUUCCUUCACCACCUCGAAGCGAUCUGGUAGUCGAGGUUUUUUCUAUCUUUCGGCCAAACCAGAUUGCGGGUAUCUGAGCGCCCUGAAGUCGAAUAACGAGUGGACUAAGUAUAAACCCCUUCCGAAAACCUGUGGUGGGGGGCUGGAGGGUGACCAAAUAAGGAGUCUGACAUUUUAUAAGUAUGAUCCCAAGAAGCUUCUCAAUGAGAAAGUUUUGCAAUUGUCUGGGCUCUCUCCAGCGUCCCUUCACAUCGAAGAGUCCUUAGGUGAUUUUCUUCUUUCGGUCUCACUUGCUUUCAUCGCUGUAGUGUUCGCAUAUGCUAACCUUUCCCUGCUCGCAGAUAGUAUCAUCAUGAGCACGCGCACGGCUAUGCGGAGGAUCGCGGCCCAGAACAAAUCGAGGAAGGGGGGUGAGAUCGCAAGUUCCUCGGAUCCGAAAGGGAAGGGCAAGGCAGUUGCUAGUGCUCAAGAUUUAUCUUUGAUCCCACCUCCCUCGGUUCCCUCCAAAACACUCGCAAUUGCCACUCCUGAUGGGCAACAGCCCAUUGCAGUUGAUAGCGAGGGUACGCCUUCCGCCCAUAAUGAUCAUCUCGGCUACAACUCCUCGGAGUUAGAACUGGGUCUGGACGAGGCUAGCGGGGGCCAUGGGGUCGACCAGGGGAGCCCAGGUCCGCCUGAGGAGCGAUCUAAGAAAAGGAGGCGAUCUCCCCCGAAGAAAGGACAAGGGCCCAAGUCCAAGUUAGGGCCUAGCGAUAAGGGCAAGGGGAAGGAGCCCGCUGAGGCCUCUCACCCUCCUUCAAAAUCGCAUAGCCCGAGCGUGCUGAGCAGGAUGGCUAAGGAAGCCGCGGAUAAGACUAGUGUUGAUGAAGAUCGGGACAAAUUUUUGAGGGUGGCGCAGCUCGCCACAUGUUGGGAGGACAGCCGGGCAUCUCUUCGAGGCAAUGUGCCGCCUCCCGAAUGGCAAGAUAUGUCGAGCUCGUCGCUGUAUGGCGAGGCUGGAGGGGACACUUUUGCAAUCUACAACUCAUUCGUCUCCGUUCGCGACCAGGGAGCACUUGUACCGAAUAACCCUAUUCGGCUCGAGGAGUUCGCUGCCCACUCCCUAGUCCAGGCCAUGACCUUUCUUCGAAGCCUAAGCCUCAAAUGUACCCAUUAUCAAGAGUUAUAUUCAAACUGAUCAGAAGGUGCAAGAUCUUAGGUCUCAACUGGCCGAACGAGACGAGACCGAACGCAAGCAAGAGGAUAACCUGCUGGCCUUGGGGGAUGAAGUGCAAAAGUUGCGAGCCGAGCUCGAUGUUGCCAAGAAGGAGAGGGAGAUUCUUCGUUCUGAGCAAGAGGUGGCUCUGGCGGAGGCCAAGAAAGAGGCGUUCGAUGCUGGACGUGAGGUCGGCCUCGUGGAGGGCCAUAA
This is a messenger RNA of Sesamum indicum (sesame), 1773 nucleotides long. The record is from RefSeq and is a predicted model, not a curated record. Lineage: Eukaryota; Viridiplantae; Streptophyta; Magnoliopsida; Lamiales; Pedaliaceae.